Triticum urartu is the source of this 2096-nucleotide messenger RNA. RefSeq lists its product as uncharacterized. The record is from RefSeq and is a predicted model, not a curated record. Lineage: Eukaryota; Viridiplantae; Streptophyta; Magnoliopsida; Poales; Poaceae.
GAAUACAAAGGGACUAAUAAACCAGGACGAAGGUAGUAGCAAUUUGGUGCACAGUCUAGUGUUCUAUGCUACAUAGACUUAACCGCAACACUUGGCAGAAAUCUGUAAGACCGAAGGAUGAAUUUGGUUGCCCGCAUCGAGCUCAAUCAGUCCCGCGCGAUGCAGCAUCUUUUCGGACUCCAGUUGUUUGAUUUCUUGCAUAUCUUAAAGCACCCAUGGGCUGGCUCAUUGAAAACGGCCGGCAGUUUCUUGAGAGCCAGGCCCGAGCGAUGCUUCAGAGGCGUACGCGGGUGGCUCUUUGGAAACGUGGCUGCAGUUAAUCCCUCGUCCUCAAUCCUAUCAAUCCCCUCUCUCUCUCUCUUUCCCUCUGCUCCAGUCGAUCCCGUCGGCUGCGGUGCCGCCCUCGUCCGCGGGGUCGCCGGCGUUGUUGAUCAAGAGGCGCCUUCUUCCAACGGUGGGGCCGACCACUUCUCCGCCAGUGUGCCCGUCGACCGCCGGUGUCCCCAGGCUUCCCGCGGGCCCAGGCUCGCCACCUCGGGCGCGGCUGUGGUGCCCCGACUCUAGAGGCCAAGAACCGCGGCGACGAAGGCCCCCGCCCUUCUGCUCGUGGCGAGCCCCAGCGGUUCCUGCCUACAACCGCGAGCCCGGGGCUCGCUCCCUCCGCCUUUCACGCGCUCCAAGGCUGCGCCGACUGUGGCGCUCCGGUCCAAGAAGCUGGCGACUUUGUCGCGCUCCACGAUGGCGCCGACAGUGGCGCUCCGGUCCAAGAAGCCGGCGACUUCGUCGCGCUCCAAGACGCCGCCUACCGUGGCGCUCUAGUCCAAGAAGCCGGUGCCUUAGUCGCGCUCCAGGAUGCCAUAGACCGUCGCGCUCCAGGAUGCCGCAGACCGUCGUGCUCCAGGAUGCCGUUGACCGUGCCGCUCCGAUGCAACAAGGCGACGCCUUCAUCGCUCUCCAGGAUGCUGCUCGUGGCCCUGUUGGUCUCGUCCAGGGCCCAGCGAGCCCCCCAGCAACGCCCACGAGACCAACCAGACGUGCGCCAGGAGCCGCGUCGCGAAGCAUCGCCUCGACGAGCCUCAACCUGGAGAGGCAAAAUACAAAGUCUGAGAGACAAAAAGAAGGUGGAGCUGGCACCCAGAAAGCAAACACCCAGCAACAAACAAGGGGGAAAACCCAGCAAGAAACAAGGGGAAAAUCAAGGUGGUUCAAAUAUUCUGUCGAGCAAGCUAAGCCCAGCCGCUGACCAACAUCUUGCCUCAUCCAUGAUUCGUCCCAUGAGUUGUGGAGCGGAGCAUAUGUCAUCAUUUAACACACGCUGGGAGCACCUGCAGUUGCAUCAUCCAAUUGUUUUUGAGAGGAAGGCAUUGUUGAUGGGAGUUCACCAUUGGUGCAAGGUUGAGAAAAGGGCCCCAAGCUUGCUGAUGAUCAUCAUCCAGAGCUGCUUGGAGAAACUGCAAUCUGCGAGCAAAUGGGUGGCCGUCUCCGGCGCAGCACAGCAGAGCGAGCAAAAUGGGUUGUGUGGGAUGCCCUCGAUAGCCAGGUUGUCAGGCGCCGCCCUGGUGGACCAUAUGAGUGCUCUAUCGUCUGACCGCACGGCUCCUUCGAAUUGGCAUAGGCAACGGAGCUGUCUGAGCACCAGCGCAGAUGGAUUGGGCUUAACAAGGCGAAAGUCAGCAAAAGAUAUGAACACAAACGAUAACGUUGAAACGCGAAAGUCAGCAUGAUCUUUUCAGCGAAAUGGCAAAUUGUCAAAUGAACACCAGUGUUGGCCCAUGUGACCGGUCGACAACGCUCUUGACAUAUACUGCUCACCCCCACAAGACCGACGCGCCUUGGCCCGGUGCGAGAGGGUAGAUGGCCCUAUCCAACAACACUUGGGUGCACGAGAGAUUUGCGGCGAGGCCUGGUGGUUCCUUCUUGAGACGCGAGCUCGCUCUUCCUGACAAUCGCGAGGGCGGAUGGCUGGAGUCCGGCUACUCAUGCAAUGUGUAUGUGUUCAAGAGAGUUCGAGACCAGGCAACGUGUAUGUGUUUCAAGUGAUGUGAAAGCCUAUUUCGAGAGUUCGAGACCACACAACAUGCAUAUGUUUCAAGUCA